Messenger RNA from Lindgomyces ingoldianus, 1429 nucleotides. Its product is annotated as DUF1753-domain-containing protein. Gene Ontology annotation, cellular component: Golgi membrane; inositol phosphoceramide synthase complex. The record is from RefSeq and is a predicted model, not a curated record. Gene Ontology annotation, biological process: inositol phosphoceramide metabolic process. NCBI's taxonomy places the organism in Eukaryota, Fungi, Ascomycota, Dothideomycetes, Pleosporales, Lindgomycetaceae. The transcript has 2 exons. Gene Ontology annotation, molecular function: inositol phosphoceramide synthase regulator activity. The coding region runs from base 162 to 1148 and encodes 328 amino acids.
CAGCCCUCAGCAAGCAACCUUGGAACUCUCCUCAAACCUCACACGACACAAAAAAGCACUUGCUACACCCAUCAUUAUUCCUACGCUUUUAGGACCGAUAUUUAUAAUUCAUCGAUUGUGCGUGCGCGCGGAGCACUCUCCGCACCAAGCCCACCUCGGCGAUGGCACCUUCCUAUCUCUUGGAAAUUCCGCGACCGAAGACGUUCCUCCACUCUAUAUCCCUCCGCACCGGCGCAGAAAUUAUCACUUUCCUCCAACUCAUCAACAAAGUCUCAGGCUUGUAUGGCCUCCUCGCUCUCCUGACGGGCGCUGAGCUCUCUGGCCUCCAGCUCUCCAUGUACCUUUACUCAUUCAUUGCGCUGCUUGCCACUCUAUGGCUGUAUAGACAUAUCCGGCUUCAGAGCCCGUUCCAGUGCCUGCUGCUAGCGCAUAUGUACGCGCUGGAUUCGGUCGUUAAUGCGAUGUACACGGCCUUCUUUGGCGUUGCGUGGUUCUACGUACUCGCGCAACAUUCAGACGACACGGCGGCUAUGCCGGGCGCACCAGGGGUAACGUCGAGCGCGGGAUUCACGAGCCCGAAAUACAAUGUUUCAAAGGCCGAGGUAGCUGUGGAGCCAACAGGGGGAUUGCCAUCGGGGCAGAACGCUGUCGCCGUCGGCCAAAGAAAUGGUUCUACUGGUCUCGGCAAUGCUGUCUUCCAGAGCGGAAGUAUCAUGAGUAUCACCUUGAUCUCAGGCUUCUGGGCGUUGAGGGUCUACUUCGUAUUCGUCAUGCUCGCUUUUGCGCGCCAAUGUCUCCGCCAACAUAUCGCUACGAACGCUUCCAGCAGCUGGUACACGUCCAACACGCAACUUGUACAUCCCCAGAAUCUCGCCGAGAACCCCUUCGAGGAGGGAAAACAAGAAGGACAUGGGUGGGUAGGGAAGCUCGGCAGGUUAAUGCUGAGUGGAGCGCCGCAAUACUGGCUCGGUUCUGAUGAGGAUGGUGAUUGGAUGAGGGGUGUUGGAGGCAAGUUUAGGAAGAACAUGGAGCCACAGGGUGUGGUCGAAAGGGAGCGGAGGAGAAGGUCAGGUACGGGACCUCCAGCACCGCCGAGGGAGUUGCGGGCACCGCAGUUGGCGGAUUUACAGGAAGUGAGAUCAUCAUAACCACUCUGUAAUCCAACGUAAAAUUCUUGGGGGUAUUGUUCUGAAAGGUGAAGGCUUGUUGUGUUGUAGGUUUGAAAGAGAGAUGCUGUAAUGACAUAAUCCUGGAGCAUGAAGGUGAAUUUAGUCGUUGGUUAUCUGCACUGGCGCCUGUACGAUACUACAUAUCUUGGAGUUUGGGGCUGAUCAUAUCCGCGCUUUGGAGCGGAGUAUCCUCGUUAGUUACUCCUGAUAGCACAGCAUGCACAGCCUUGCCUGUCAAUUGAAGCUGUUUGCAUUGCACC